GCGAAUGCAGUGUGCGACUUAUGACGGCACAGUAACACCUGGGUGGUGUGAGUUAGGGACUAUGGACCCAGAGGAGCUCACCGCUAAUGAUGCCCCGCUCACCGUUAAUGAACAGCCAUUAGGUUCCUGCACUUUGAAAUUCCCUGCCCGAGAUGACCAGGUGAUUGUGAUGUCCGGCCACGAGACGAUCCGUGUCCUGGAGGUGGAGGUGGACGCGUCUCUUCCGUCCUCCGGGUCUGAUGGGAAGCCGGAGACAGGGGGUGAGGAGGGAGGCAAUCUCACCCUGGAGCCUGUUGAGGGAGGGGCACAGGACCCCCCCGCGCAGCCCUCUAACAGUGGCGGAGUAGUGCUGGGUGAAGGAGGUGUUGCUGUGGAAGCAACGGCCACCCCUGUCGUCCAGACCAUGACCCCAGCAGGCCCCAUCAGUGUGUCCCUUCCGCAGCCCCAGACGGCUUUGCCCAUCACCGUGCAGGGCUGCCCGCAGGUGCUGACUCAGGACGGCCUGACGACACUGAUGACAGGAAUGAUGGCCCAGCCCGGCUCGCUGGGCCAGCCCGUCCUCAUCCCCCUCAGCAUGGCGGGGCCAAUGGCGGGCCAGGGGGGCCUGGCUGUGCUCACUAUCCCCACGGCAACCGUUGCCACCCUUCCUGGGCUUACCGCCGCCACCCCGGCUGGGGGGGUCCUCAAAUUACCCCUUGCUGGCCUGCAAACUGCCACUGUGCUGAACACGGUCCAGCCCCAGCUGCACACAGCUGCGCAGGCUGUCCUGCAGCCGCAGGCAGCCUCUUUGCCAUCGGUGCAGGCAUCCCUCCAACCCCAGCCGCAGACAACGCAGGCGACCGCGCAGGUGGUGACCGCCUCGGUGGCCCCCACUCUGCCCAGGGCCUCUGAGCCCACCGCUUCCGUGGCAACACCGCAGACAGCGGGACUCUCCAUCAACCCUGCCAUUAUCAGUGCGGCAUCGCUGGGAGCCCAGCCCCAGUUCAUCAGCUCCCUGACCACCACGCCCAUCAUCACCAGCGCCAUCUCCGGUGUGGCGGGCCUCACCAGCCAGAUAAUCACCAAUGCACAGGGGCAGGUGAUUGGGACUCUCCCCUUCCUCCUGAAUCCGGCCUCUCUGACUGGAGGUGCUGCAGCGCCUACUCUCCCGUCCCAGGGCUUGCAGGUCCAGACGGUUUCUCCCCAGCUGGUCGUGAAUGCCCAGGGCCAGAUCAUCGCCACUAUCGGGAACGGACCUGCCGCUACCGCCACUUCCGCGGCUGUCCUCCCAAAGACAUCUGUGCCUAUAACACUUGCUAAGUCCAACACUCAGGGGCCAGUGGUGACAGUGGCUCAGCCUCCUGUGGUCAUCGCUCCCCAGCCCUCUGCUGUGAAGACAGUCACUUCGCUCGCCUCACCUGUCUCCAUCGCGUGUGGGGACUCGCCCACUGUAGGCCAGCUUGUUGGCAAGCCCCAGCAGGGAGUCACAGAUGAAGAGGGUAUUAACCUGGAGGAAAUCCGUGAAUUUGCCAAGAACUUUAAGAUCCGCCGCCUCUCUCUGGGGCUGACACAGACACAAGUGGGACAGGCUCUCACUGCUACAGAGGGUCCUGCCUACAGCCAGUCUGCCAUCUGCAGGUUUGAGAAGCUGGACAUUACGCCGAAGAGCGCUCAGAAGUUGAAGCCGGUGCUGGAGAAGUGGCUGGCUGAGGCCGAGCUGUGGAACCAGAAGGGGCAGCAGAACCUGAUGGAGUUCGUGGGCGGGGAGCCGUCAAAGAAGCGCAAACGGCGCACCAGCUUCACCCCGCAGGCCAUCGAGGUUCUCAACACCUACUUCGAGAAGAACGCUCUCCCCACGGGCCAGGAGAUCACCGAGAUCGCCAAAGAGCUGAACUACGACCGCGAAGUUGUCCGCGUCUGGUUCUGUAACAGGCGCCAGACCUUGAAGAACACCAGCAAGAUCAACGUCUUUCAGAUUCAGUAAUCAAGUGGGGGACAAGUUGGGCGUUCUGGAACAGAUUGCUGGUUGAAGGAAAGGCAAAAGGGUUAAAGCAAGAAGCGGAUGGAUUCUUAGAAAGUGGACAGGUGGAAGUGGGGAGUUUGCUAGGAUUGGAAGCCCUAGUGAUACUCUAACUGGUGGGUGAUGACAAUGAAGGGAAUGGAACUUAGUAUGAAGGAUAGGCCUGCAUACAAACACACACACAUGCACAAACACGUGUCACUCAUUCCACAUUUUUGUGGAUAUCUAAUUACAGUCAUACAGCUCCGGUAAGGGCUCAUGUUGUUCACAAAGGGAAAUCUGAGAAGGGGAGGGGUCCAGUAUGCCCCCCUAUCCCUUAGUGGACUGGGUUGUUAUCCUGUGUCCUAGUAAGUACCUUGUCAAGCCAGUCAGUCAUAGGGUGGAAUGUGGUACACAUGCUUUUGUGUGAAGACCUGGUUAACUUGAACAAUAUGCAGCCCCUUACCUUCAGCAAAUGAAACUGAGUGGCAGCUUUGGCCUCAAUUAGGAAGGAAACCUGUUACAAAGUGUCUUUGGGGGUUUCACAUCACAUCGUGAGUGUAAAGAACGGCCCACUAUGAAGAUUCAAACUUCUUAUGUACAUUUGUGUCUCCCGAAA
Molecule: messenger RNA, 2597 nt
Organism: Megalops cyprinoides (Indo-Pacific tarpon)
Lineage: Eukaryota; Metazoa; Chordata; Actinopteri; Elopiformes; Megalopidae
Gene: pou6f1
Product: POU class 6 homeobox 1
Exons: 12
Coding region: 5-1963 (652 amino acids)
Biological process (GO): regulation of transcription by RNA polymerase II
Molecular function (GO): DNA-binding transcription factor activity, RNA polymerase II-specific; RNA polymerase II cis-regulatory region sequence-specific DNA binding
Source: RefSeq, a predicted model, not a curated record